Paramecium pentaurelia is the source of this 2179-nucleotide messenger RNA. The record is from the annotation of a GenBank genome assembly. NCBI's taxonomy places the organism in Eukaryota, Ciliophora, Oligohymenophorea, Peniculida, Parameciidae.
AUGAAUUUUAUUAAGGGUAUAUUCAAUAAAGUUGUAGGAACAUAAUAACCAUUAGUAGAUUAAGAGAUAUUUGAUUUUGUAAUCUUAGGAACACUCUUUAAAUAGGAUGAAGCUAAAUAUACUAAAUUGUAAGUAUUUUUAUUAAAUGCUUAGAUCAUCUAAUACAGAAUUUGUAUUUGAUAAAUUAACAAAUGAUGAGUUUGAUCAUAUUUUGAUUGUUCGAUUGUAGAGAGCCUCUAAAUCAUAUAAUAAUACUGUUAGUUAAAAAGAAGGAGACUUUUAUUUUAAUAUUUCUUUUUUUAAAUCAAUUUACCAUUCAGCAUUAAGUGAUGAAGUGGAAGAGUUCAGUAUAGAUUUAAUGUAUAAUUUUAAUCUUUAAUUUAGAGAUAUAUAAGGUAUUAAAUGGAGUUUAAGGAUGCAUUUUUUAAAGAAUACAAAGUCAGACAAUUUAAAAAUUUAAAAUUUUAAAUUGUUUUUAAGUAAAUUAAUUUGGAUUUAGAGGAACAAAAAGGCGCUUCCAAAAAAUUUGAAUGAAUUAAAUGAUGCAAUUCCUGCAAAAUAAUCUUCUAAAUUGGAAAUGCAUAAUUUAGUAUAAUAGAAAUAGAUGAAGAAAACUUUAAAGAAAGUAGAUAGAUCAAUUUUAUCAUAAUCUACAAAUAGAAAUAGAUAAGAGAAAGAAAUUGUAGGAGAUGUUAUUAAUUAUUUUUUACAAUCAGAUAUUGAUUCUAUUAAAUAAAUAUAUGCUGGAAAAUUAUAUGUCUUAUAUCCUGAAUUAGCAGAAAUUAGACUUAUUAAUCCAUUAGUUAUUAUGGCAUUAAAUAUUAUAUCUAAAACUGAGUGUAGAAUGGAAUUAUAUAAUUAAGAUAGACAAUUAUUAUUAAUUUAGUCAUUAAAAGAAUUUAUCAGUUUUGAAGUAGAUAAAGAUGAGAAUUAUUUAAGUUGGGUUUAUUUUGAUGGAUACAAUUCAAUUGUAAUAUAUUUCAAAUUUGAUGUUUUGGAUGGAGCAACAUCAAUGGCCUUUAUAUUAUAAAGAUCAAGAAUAAAUAUGAAAAACAAAAAGAAUUUAUAAUUAGAUUCAUCAUCUUCAUCUAUUUAAUUCUCAACAGCAACUACAAUUAAUUUAAAUGAGACAUAAGUUUAAUAAAUUUAAUAAAAAAAAUAGAAAAAAUAUAUUUAUCGAGAUGACUUACAUACAAUAAAAGAAGGUUUGAAAACAACAAAAACUAAAUCAAUUAUUAAUUAUGAAAAUGAUAAUCUAAUAAUUUUAGAAGAUAGAAACAUUACAUUUAUUAAAAAUAAUAAAUUCUUUUAGAUUGAUUAAUAAAUUAAAUUUGAUAAAACAUGUCUAGGUAAUAAUUCAUAAAAAUUAAUCCUUUAUUAAUAAUUUUCAUAAGAAUUACAUUUAAUUAAUUUAGGAACUGAAACCUAAGAAAUUGUUAAGUUAAAUUUUUAGAUAGCAGAUGUUUGUUCUUUUGAAAAAUAAUUCAUAUUGUUAAAUAAUUCAUCAGUAUAUAUUCUAAAUGAAGACAAAACUAUUUAAAAAAGUAAAUAAUAAAACUUAAUAGAGUAGUUAAUUAAAUUGAUUAAAACUUAAAGGAUCAUUAUAUAAUUAUAAGAAGUUCAAUAAAUGGAUCUAUUGUAAUUGGAACUUAAUAAGGGAUAGUGUUUGUAUUUGAUAAUAUUAAAACAAUGAAAUAAGUCAAUAGUUUUGAAGGAUUAGGAGAUCCCAUUAAAGAUAUUGUAUUAAGUGCAGAUGAAAAGUAAAAUAUAAUCUUAUAUUAGAUUUAUUAUUAUUAACAAUUCUCAAUAUAUUUAGUUUUAAUAAAUAAUAACAAAUCACCAAAAUGGUUAUUAAUAGCAUUUAGAUUUAAAACCAUUUCCAAUUAGAGUUUAAUUAAAUCCAGAAGAUUUGAUUUUAAUGGGAAUAUUUAACUAUCCAAAUUUUUAGCAUGUCAGAAUUGAUAAAAAUAAUAAAGUUAUUGCAGCUUAACUAGAAAAUUUGUAAGUGAUUUGGAAUAUUGAAUAGAUAAUUAAUCAAUCACAUAAUUCAUAUCAAGUAAUAAUUAGAUGAUAAAUUUAGAUUUUCAUUCUACCAGAAGAAAUAUUUGAUUAGUAAUUUAAAGAUCAAGAUUUACUAAUUCUUUCAGAAUCAAAUUUAUAUACAAGAGAAUGUGAUUGA